AAUAAAUUGACGUUUACUGGUUACUGCUGUGACUAAUUUUACAUUCUAUUUGAAUAAAAUAAAUAAACAUUGUUUAAACUCGAAUAUAUGGCCUUAAUAAUAUUUAAGGAUAAAUAUUGAACCUUAUUAAUAGCCUUAAUGUCGUGAUUUUGGUAGUUUUGGUAACAAAAUUUGUGCAAAAUGAAGUAUUCGACGUCGCCUACUCCGAGCCUGAGUAACUACCCAAGGAGUACAUCUCCAUUACCAGCGCCUGCUAAUUACCAGCCUACGACAGCCAGCGCGGCUGUGAAGCGCUACAAAUACAUCAGAAGACUAUUCAAAUUCAAUCAGAUGGACUUUGAGUUUGCUGCCUGGCAAAUGGUGUAUCUGUUUGUGUCACCACAGAAAGUGUUUAGAAAUUUCAAUUAUAGAAAACAUACAAAGUCGCAGUUUGCAAGAGAUGACCCUGCAUUCCUGGUUCUACUUAGUGUAUGGUUAUUCUUAUCUUCAAUAUGCCUGGGCCUUGCGAUGGGCCUGACAGCAGGAAAGGUGGCGCUGUUUGUACUGUUUGUAGUAUUUGUAGACUUCAUAGGAGCUGGAAUACUUGUGUCUACAUUCUUUUGGUAUGUAAGUAACACGUACUUGCGCCGGGACCCGGACGGGCCGGACGUGGAGUGGGGCUACGCGUUCGACGUGCACAUCAACGCGUUCUUCCCGCCGCUCUCACUGCUGCACUUCUUCCAAAUCGUCUUCUUUGAAAAUAUCUUGUUCCGUGAUGGUUUCCUGUCCUGUCUGGUGUCCAACACAUUCUGGCUGGCAUCCAUCAUCUACUACCUCUACAUCACAUUCUUAGGGUACAGCAAUCUCCCGAUGCUGCAAAACGCCCGCGUGUUCCUGUUACCCCUACCGAUCCUGUUCCUCACAUACCUGGCGACCCUCGCGAUGGGGUGGAACCUCAGCGAGAUGCUCGUCUACUUCUACAUGAUGAGGGUGCUGCACUGAUCAACAUAUAUUGCGACACUUGUAAAUUAUACACUAAAGUCUUAUGAAUAGGGUGUAUUUUACAUCAUUCGGAAACUUUGCUAAGACGGUAAAUGGUUUCUGUAAGGAUCGGAACCAUCUUUGAUCCGCCUGCCUUGGUGGAGAUUGUGUAGAGGAGGCAGAUAGUCCAGCAGUGGAGUGGGACUGUCAAACGACUGUAAGCUCAUAUUAUAUCGCCAGUGUAGUGGUGUAAAAUGUGUUAUAAAGUUGCCAAAAUAUCGAUAUAAUUGAGUUAGUGACUGGAACCAAGUUAUCGAUAGUGCAACUAUUGAAAAUAUUCAUUGAUAUCAUAGUAUGGCUUUAAUCUUUGGGGCUGUAUGUGGCGAAAGCAAUUCCAACUAAAAUAAAUACACAAAUGCCAUGAAUUUAUACUUUACAAGUGAAGCAAGGAGAUUUACAAUAAUAAUUUUAAGUAAUUGAGGGUAGAGUCAAAAAGGAAAGGAAAUAUAAGAAUGAGUCCAUGUUACUAUACUUUGUAAGGCAGGAUAAUAAAUAGUGACUGGUUAAUAAAUAAAUUAUAGCAUUUAUAUUGAUUUCUGCAGGUAACAAGGAUGCUACCAACAAUCACUGAUAUUACUUAAUACUGCGUGAGCAAUGUAACAUAAUGUAACAAUAUAACUAAACAUAUUUUCAUAUAACUACAACACUGUAAAUAGUAAAAUAAUUAAUA
Molecule: messenger RNA, 1690 nt
Organism: Spodoptera litura
Lineage: Eukaryota; Metazoa; Arthropoda; Insecta; Lepidoptera; Noctuidae
Source: RefSeq, a predicted model, not a curated record